Molecule: messenger RNA, 1683 nt
Organism: Penicillium bovifimosum
Lineage: Eukaryota; Fungi; Ascomycota; Eurotiomycetes; Eurotiales; Aspergillaceae
Product: class I SAM-dependent methyltransferase
Exons: 2
Coding region: 1-1683 (560 amino acids)
Molecular function (GO): methyltransferase activity
Source: RefSeq, a predicted model, not a curated record
AUGUUGGGCUUCCUUUGUAUCUACCCCAUGUGCGAUGACCGGCGACGCAACACGAGAACAGACUUGGGUACCGAUCUCCUGUCCUCUCCAGACCCGGUCUUGACAAGAAAUCCGGAUCCCUCGAAAGGAUUGCCCACACCGUCUGAUUACGGGUCAAAGACUGCACAGAGAAUGAUCUCAGAUCUUCCUCCGGAAGCUGGGCAUGUGUCUCUACCGUCGCUUUGUAUUCCGUCGUCCUGUAUCCCGGCCAAGCGAAGUUUUCACGAAAUGGAGUCUGGGAAAAGAGAAUGUUUGGGUGGCUGGCAAUCGUUACCGGCUAUUUCAUAUCCGGGAUCAAUGGUCCAACUAUCCACUUCACUGGAAACUCCAGCAAGCCCGUUUGAGGGUCCGGAAGUCGGAGCCGGCGUUCAGGAUAAGGGAAAUGGUCGACCGAGGUCGCCGGUGCUGGCUCCUGUUCCAGAAAGCUCCAAGGACCACGGAGAAGAAGAACCGAGCCAAUUGAGGGCCGCUUCAAUACUGCCAGCCCUUGAACUUGAGAUUCUGCCUUUUACGGGGAAUCGAUCAGAGUCGGAGUCUGUGCCGGCUUCAAUGGAGUCCACUUCCUCGGCUCCGGCUGUGGAGUCAACCACCUUUGAUCUGACAACUCCAGAAUCUCUACCUCUGAACUCAUUGUCGCCAGACAGUGAUAAUAACGAAGAUGCAUCCUCUGCAGCAUCGACAGCCAAUGACUCCGACUCAGUAUUCGACGAGUCCGAUAGCACAUCCAACUACACGGCUUCAUUGCUCUCCGAUGUGAAAAACUACACAUACGAGAAUGGCAGACGCUAUCAUUCAUACCGCGAGGGCUUGUACGUUCUUCCCAACGAUGAACCAGAGCAAGAUCGACAAGAUCUCCUCCACCAUGUCCGAAACCUCGUUCUAAACGGGCGGCUCUUCAAAGCCCCACUGGAACCCAACAUCCAGCGCGCUCUUGAUAUUGGCACCGGAACCGGCAUCUGGGCUAUAGAUUUUGCAGACAGCUACCCCAGUGCCGAGGUAACAGGAACAGAUCUCAGUCCCAUCCAGCCAUCCUGGGUUCCACCCAAUCUUCGGUUCGUGGUGGACGACGCCGAAUCUCCAUGGCUGUACAGCCCCAGUCGACCUUUUGACUUCAUCCAUGCCCGCGACCUAGGCGGUGCUAUUGCCGACUGGCCGCGGCUGAUGCGACAGAGCUAUGAGCAUCUACGUCCCGGUGGAUGGAUCGAAUUGCAGGAGUUUGAAGUGAUGCUCAAAUCGGACGAUGAUUCGAUUCGUCUUGCGCCAGCCUUGUGUGAGUUUCUAGACCGACUGACUCAGGCUAGUGAGGCGUUUCACCGGCCUAUGAAUAUCGCCGAAGGACAUAGGCAGCGGUUGGUUGAGGCUGGUUUUGAAGAUGUUCGAGAUGAGGUGUACAAGGUUCCGUCGAGUGUUUGGGCUAGGGAUCCCGUGCAAAAGGAAAUUGGUCGGUACAACCAAUGUUCCCUUCUCAUGGCGGUGGAAUCUUACUCGCUGGCUCUAUUCACUCGUGUCCUAGGAUGGUCGAAUAACGAUACCCAGGUUUUCCUAGCUGGAGUGCGCAGAGAUCUCAAAAACCCCGCGGUGCAUACCUACUGCAAUCUACAUGUCGUCUACGGUCGGAAGCCGUCUCAGUAUGAGCCGGUUUAG